Messenger RNA from Scomber japonicus (chub mackerel), 1299 nucleotides. RefSeq names its product SIVA1, apoptosis-inducing factor (gene siva1). The record is from RefSeq and is a predicted model, not a curated record. Gene Ontology annotation, biological process: extrinsic apoptotic signaling pathway. Lineage: Eukaryota; Metazoa; Chordata; Actinopteri; Scombriformes; Scombridae. The coding region runs from base 461 to 949 and encodes 162 amino acids. Gene Ontology annotation, molecular function: CD27 receptor binding. The transcript is spliced from 4 exons.
UCCAUUGUAAUAAUUUGGUUUGAUUUUAAGAUGUAAAUCUGUUAAUUAAUCCAGCACAAAUGUUUACAAAUAAAAGUUAAUAAAUGUAUGGCUAUCACUCCAUAGAUCAUCUAUUUUUUUAAAUUUGUGGAGCAACACUUGACUGUAUUGAAGUGAAUAGAUAAUUUAUUCAAGAUAAAUAUCCAGCCUAGAGUCUACAGCUAUUGUAAUGUUUCAAAGCGGUAAAUUCCAAUAUUUGUGACAGCCCGUGAAAGUAGCAUAAUGUGGGCGAUGUUAUAGAACCAAAAAUGACGUACCUUGUAAAACAGCUGUCGGAUUGGCUCUGAGCUUUCACGUGACAAUAAAGGUUUCCUGUGAUUGGCUCCAUGAAUCCACCCUUGCAUUUUUCCCGCAACAAACAAGUGUACGGCCACGGAGGGAGCGCGCAGCAGGAGCACUUCGGACUUUUUCAAAGCCAAAAAUGCCAAAACGAGCUUGUCCUUUUGCGGAAACCUUCUCUUCACAAUACAAAGUACAUGUGGGGCAGCAAGAGUUGAAUCACUCCAGUGUAUUUGGGCACAAAUAUAAGCAAGAAAUCUACGAGAAGACUAAGAACCUGCUGUUCAACGGUGCCAAGGCAGUGGUGGGCACAAUAUGGAGUGGAGAGGAGAAGCGCGUUGAGACACCUGCGAGCAGCCAGACACUGCUGAGAGGACAGACACUUAUUGGACAUGAUGGAAGGCUGACCAAAUCAACCAGAGCACAAGGUGCACCAACGGCUCCUACAGGCUGCUGCGUGUGUCAGAAGAGCCUUGGGUCCAGGACACCAUGCUCCCAGUGUGACCGUCUAGCCUGUUCCUCCUGCACCCAACAGUGCUCCAGCUGCUCCGGCCUCUGCUGCUCUGUCUGCACCAUUAUAGAUUACAGUGGACAAUACGAUGAAGUACUAUGCUGCAGUUGUUCGACGUAAAGAGAACGUCGAAGGGAGGGAUCAGAAGUUUACCCUCUGAACAUUAUAUAAUUGCCUCACAUGAGAUAUUACAAAGACUGCGUUUUAUACCUGUUUUUCUUUUGUCUUUUCUUUUUUAAUGGGAUCCAAAUGGGUUUUUGUUUGUGUGUAUGUAUAUGUAAUUAAUUCCAACAUUAACUGAAAUAAACUUGAACACUUUUUUGUAUGAUGUUAUCUGGUAACAUGUCUUUUUGGUUAGAGGAGCAAUGAAAACUGACUGAACAAAUGUCUGCCAGUUAGCUAAAAGGUAACCUGACUGUCUCCAUGUGUUGUACGAUGCAUAGAUCAGCAGAUGGCAGCACACUUCAAGG